AAAUGGCGCCAAUAUUAAAGUUCAGCGGGCCAUCGAAUCUGGCAUAAUGUUUCAUAAUAAACACUAAUUAUAUCCACACUCUCUAACGCGUCCAUAUGCAGAGUGGAGGCACAGUACUGGGGUCAAGCGAUACUAUACAUUUCGGCUAAAUUCGUUGAGUGGGAACUUUUAGCAUUAGCUAGGCUAGCUAACGUGCGAACGUUACGUGGCUUAAAGCAGAUAGCUACUAGAUAGCUUAGCUAGUUAACUAACUACAGUGUUUACUAGUUAGGGGGUGCUGCGGCGACAAGCAGCCUCUGCCAAUUUGGCACGUCAGGCAUGCUAUCUUUCAGUGACAAACAUGUUUUCUUAUUUACUUGUUCGUAUAGCUACUCAACUACCUGCGAAUGCUUGUUUGUUUGACACGUUGUCGCAGGUUGUGCUUGGUCAACAUGAGAUUACACCUUGACCUCGCCAAGACUGACCAUGAAGAGAAGUCGGCAUCCAAGCAGCAGUGAAGAGGACUCUGAUAAUGGAAGUAACUCCACUUCCUGGUCCCAACAUUCUCAACCCAGGAGAGCCAAUUGGAAGAAGCCCUCAGAAGUGUUCAGGACAGACUUCAUCACGGCCAUGAAGCUCCAUGACACGUACCAACUGAACCCUGAGGAUUACUACGUCCUGGCCGACCCCUGGAGACAGGAGUGGGAGAAGGGAGUCCAGGUCCCUGUCAGCCCUCACACUAUCCCCCAGCCUGUAGCCCGGGGAGUGGCUGAGCGGGGGAUGGAGGUGAUGUUCUCGACGCCUAAGAAGUGGAUCCGUUCGGGGUGUUCAGGGGCGCUGGGGUACGUGGAUAUCCAGACCCUGGCUGAGGGGACGUGUCGUUACGACCUCAACGACACUGACGUGGCCUGGCUGGAGCUCAUCAACCAGCAAUUCACUCUGAUGGGCAUGGUGCUGCUGGACGAGAUGACCAUGGAGAGAGUGAUGGAGGAGUUUGAGAGGCGUUGCUAUGACAGAAUGAGCCAUGCCAUGGCAACGGAGGAGGGGCUUGGCAUGGAGUACGACGAGGAUGUUGUGUGUGACAUCUGUCGGUCACCUGACAGCGAGGACAACAACGAGAUGGUUUUCUGUGACAAGUGCAACAUCUGUGUUCACCAGGCAUGUUAUGGGAUUCUGAAGGUGCCAAAGGGAAGCUGGCUGUGUCGGACCUGUGACCUCGGCAUCUCGCCAAAAUGCCAACUCUGCCCCAAGAAGGGCGGGGCCAUGAAACCCACUCGCAGCGGAACAAAGUGGGUUCACGUCAGCUGUGCCCUGUGGAUCCCAGAGGUGAGCAUUGGGAACCCAGAGAAGAUGGAGCCGAUCACCAACAUGUCCCACAUCCCUAGUAACAGAUGGGCUCUGACCUGCUGUCUCUGUAAAGACCAGACUGGAGCCUGUAUACAGUGUUCAGCAAAGAGCUGUCGGACAGCAUUCCAUGUGAGCUGUGCCUUACAGAGCAGCCUGGAGAUGAACACCAUCCUGACAGAGCAGGAUGAGGUCAAGUUCAAAUCCUUUUGCCCCAAACACUCUGGUCUGAAGGGAGGACCGGACGGAGAGGGGGAGGAGGGAAAGGAGGGGACCAGAGACAAGAAGUGGCGGAAGAGUGACAGAGUCAGACGUGAUGAAGUUCCACCCCCCGCCCCAGCCCCCCAGGAGGAGGGGGUGAACCAGCAGGCGGUGAACCUGCGUCAGAUCAAACUGCAGCAGCUGGAGGAGCAGUUCUACCAGUUUGUUGACGUUAAGGAGGUAGCCAAUCACCUGCAGUUGCCCCAGGAAACAGUAGACUUCUUGUAUCAGUACUGGAAGCUGAAGCGCCGAGCCAAUCACAGCCAGCCAUUGCUGACCCCCCAGAAGGAGGAGGAGGAGAGUCUGGCUAGGAGAGAGCAUGAUGUCCUCCUUCACCGCCUACAGCUGUUCACUCACCUCCGCCAGGAUCUGGAGAGGGCGCGUAACCUGACCUACAUGGUGACGCGGAGGGAGAAGAUAAAGAGGACUCUGUGGAGGAUCCAGGAACAGAUCUUCACUCAUCAGGCCGAGCUGCUGGACCAUGAGAUCAUGAACGGGUGUCUGAACGACAGCGUGCGUCUCAGUGUGGUUUCGGCCCCAGUGGCGGUGUUGGGGUACAGUGGCCUGAAGACCCAGAGGAGAGAUCGAGGGAGGGGAGGGCACCGGAGAGGAGGCCUACAUCUACUACACAGUCUGACUGAGGGGGGUAGACACGUCAGAGGACAGACAGACAACUCCAGCAAACUGAAGACAGAAAGUAGCAGACCCAGAAUAGAGGGUAGGAGGAGCCUGAGGAAGGAGGCCCCAGAACCUGAGCAGCAGCAGAAGAGCAGCAGCAGGAGGAGAGAGGAGGACCAGGGAAGGGUGGAGAGGAGGAGGAGGAGGAGGAGAGGAGAGAAAGAACAGGGAAUGGAGGAGAGGACAGGAGAGGAGGACCAUGGAACAGAGAGGAGAGGAGGAGAGGAAAGCUCUCCAAUCAAAGCCAAAACCAGACUGGGGUCAAAGGCCAGUGAGAAACCAGCCAGUAGGGUCAGUGAUAUGACUGAUGCUAAACCAGCCAAUAGAAUGAGUGAAGCUAGGGUUAGGUUAACUAGGAUCAAGGUUCAUCAUGUGACUGAGGCUAGGGUCAGGUUAACGAGGGUUAGGGUUACUGAUCAUGUGACUGAAGUGAAGGGGAGGAAGGUGAGGCUCAGCGGAACAGACAGCCAAUCUGAUCCUAGAGACACCAAUGUAUCCAUGACAACCAAACACAACAGUUGGCUGGCCAGUGGGCCUGGUGGAAGCCAUCUUAAGAACUGGGGUAAGUUCAGAAUCCCGAAGAGGAGCGAGAGGCCAAAGGAGGAGCCAUCAAACCCCAACCCCCCACAGCGCAGACCUCCUAACCCCAACCCCCCACAGCGCAGGCCACUGCACAGGGAGCAGUCAUACCCCAGGAGACGACUCCGUACAGAGAGCGAUGGGUACUCUUCUGCUAACUCUGAAACUCCGCCCAGUGGGCUGGACAUGAAGGCAUGUCUGAAGAGAUGCCACGCCCACCAGCUGAGGGGUGGGGCCUAUGGCUCUGACAUCAUCCACCAAGGGGUUCUAGCCUCCUGAUGACAUGCAACACUUGAAACAAACAGCACCAUGUUUAUAGAAAAUGAAGCUAGCCCAAGGUUGCUUUUUAUAAUCAAAUUUACAGAACUGAUAUUUAUUUUAUCAUUUGUAAGGUUGUAUAUAUUUUCAAUUGUUAUCAAUAAAAAGUUAAGAUUA
Molecule: messenger RNA, 3276 nt
Organism: Oncorhynchus tshawytscha (Chinook salmon)
Lineage: Eukaryota; Metazoa; Chordata; Actinopteri; Salmoniformes; Salmonidae
Product: protein Jade-1-like
Exons: 11
Coding region: 466-3120 (884 amino acids)
Biological process (GO): regulation of transcription by RNA polymerase II
Cellular component (GO): histone acetyltransferase complex
Source: RefSeq, a predicted model, not a curated record